This is a messenger RNA of Hyphopichia burtonii NRRL Y-1933, 810 nucleotides long. RefSeq lists its product as uncharacterized. NCBI's taxonomy places the organism in Eukaryota, Fungi, Ascomycota, Pichiomycetes, Serinales, Debaryomycetaceae. The transcript has a single exon. Bases 139 to 585 code for a protein of 148 amino acids. The record is from RefSeq and is a predicted model, not a curated record.
UUUGAUAUCAAGUAUUAGAAUCACUUCUUAUACUGCCACUGCAUUAAUUUCAACAAGUACUACUACUACUACAACUACUACUACUAGCUGCAAUUUUUUUCACUAGUAAUUUGCAUUUCACUAAUAUACACAUUGACAAUGUCUGAUACUGAUUUUGCUUUCAAUAAUUAUUGCAUAGCUUGUGAUAAAUUAUGUCCCACCAAUUCUAUCUACUGUUCUGAAUCUUGUAAAGCUAUUGAUGAACAACAAUCAUCAUCUAUAAUAGAUCAAUCCCAUCAUAGUCAUCAUCACCAAGAGCAAAGUCUCGAUUAUAACGAUGAAGUGAAUGACAUGGUUUCUCCAUUAUUGACUCCUUCUUUAUACCAACACUAUAACAAUAACUAUGCAACUGCCAAUAACGUGAAUGAUUCCCCAUUACUUUUAUCAUCUAAGAAUUAUCAACACGAGGAUUCUAGCGAUGUCAAUUACUUUGACUUGAAUUACCUGGUUAGCCAGUAUUCAAAUGCUACCUCUUCUACUAAUAUCGCUGACCAUUUACCUUCUACUUCUCAUAACUACAGAAAAUGGUUGACCGCGUGUUUAUGAGGGUUCAAGAAAGUCUGUUGAAGAACAUAACUAGAAUUCUUUACUCUUUAUUAUUUUAUUCUUACGAAACAUAGUCAUGAAGUAAUAGUCAUUUUUUAUCUUUUUAUCAUUAUGGGUUUUAUAUUUUUGGGUUUAUUAUUAUUUUUUUUUAUUACUACUACUACUACUUUUAUAUAAUCGGUUUAAUAGAAGGUCUUUGUUUGCCUAAUAAAAUACAAAAAAAAA